CUUCCUGCCUGGACUCCGGUGUUCCGGUUUUCUUCUUUGCUGUGGAUGAGUUGAAUGCUUUCUUUACAGACUCAGACAUAUAUGAUUUAUCAUGGCUGCAACUACGGCUGGAGCUGCAGAACCUCCUGGAUUAGAAACCCAACACAGAGAAAUUGAAGCUCUUCUCCAGAAUCAUGAUCUCCGCGCAGGCGACAGUUGGUAUCUCCUGGAAAGACGGUGGUUUGAGCAGUGGAAGGAGUACGUGGAAACUGGAGACCAGAACUCCUCCUCCUUCCCCGGGCAGAUCGACAAUACGGAGCUCUUCGAGGAGCUGGAGUCGUACCGCUUGAAGGAGCGCCUGGUGGAGAACGAGGACUUCGUGCUGAUACCGGCCGAGGCGUGGCACAAGCUGCUGGCCUGGUACGGCGUCGUGGCAGAUCAGCCUGCCCUGGAGCGCAAGGUGGUGGACCUGCCCAGCACCGUCAAAGUGGAGGUGUACCCGGUGGAGAUCUUCCUGUGUCUCCACAGCGACAUGGAGAACGUCCUGACCGCACAGUUCAGCCGAGUGGACUCGAUAAAUGUGAUCCAGAAGACGAUGCGGAAGCAGUUCGAGGUGCCGGAGAGCGCGGAGACUCGGCUGUGGAUGAAGAGCUCGGAGACGAGCUGCGAGAGGCUCCGCAACGUCCACAUGACCGUCCUGGACUCCUGCCUCAGCUCUGGCAUGACUGUUAUCAUGGAGCUGAGGAACGCAGACGGUACCUGGCCGAGCUCCAGGCCCCAGAUCAUGAGGAACUCUGUAGAGGAGCAGGACUCUUAUAAGGGCCAGCCUGGCGUUUGUGGGCUCACUAAUCUGGGGAACACGUGCUUCAUGAACUCCGCUCUGCAGUGCCUGAGCAACACGCCCCCCCUGACGGAGUACUUCCUGCGUAGCGCGUACCUGGACGAGCUCAACUUCACCAACCCGCUGGGCAUGAAGGGCGAGAUCGCCGAGGCCUACGCCGACGUCGUCAAGCAGAUGUGGUCGGGGAGGCACUACUCCGUGGUGCCCCGCAUCUUCAAGACCAAGGUGGGCCACUUUGCCUCGCAGUUCCUGGGGUACCAGCAGCACGACUCCCAGGAGCUGCUGUCCUUCCUGCUGGACGGCCUGCACGAGGACCUCAACCGCGUCAAGAACAAGGAGUACAUCGAGCUGCGGGACGCCGACGGCCGGCCCGACCAGGAGGUGGCCGAGGAGGCGUGGCGUAACCACCGACGGCGGAACGACUCCGUGAUCGUGGACACCUUCCACGGCCUGUUCAAGUCCACGCUGGUCUGUCCCGAGUGCCACAAGGUGUCCGUCACCUUUGACCCCUUCUGCUACCUGAGCGUGCCCCUGCCCGUCAGCAAGGAGAGGGUGAUGGAGGUGUUCUUCGUCUCUCUCGACCCUGCGGCAAAGCCCGUGCAGCAUCGCUUGGUUGUGCCCAAGGCUGGCAAAGUGUCUGAUCUGUGUGCUGCGCUCUCUCUAGCAACAGAUAUCCCAGCCAAUCAGAUGGUGGUGGCUGACGUGUUCAAUCAUCGAUUUUAUAAGAUCUACCAAGCAGACGAAUACCUCAGCUGCAUCCUGGACCGAGACGAUAUCUUUGUGUACGAGCUGAGCCGGGGCUCGGUGGAGGAGGACGGGGACGAGGUGGUGCUGGCCCUCUACCUGCGGGAGCGCUCCCACUACAGGGACUACGGCUCCGGCAGCAGCAGCUACGGGACGUCCCUGUUCGGCCACCCCCUGCUCAUCUCCACCCCGCGCGGCCAGUGCUCCCAGGAGAGCCUGUACCAGCUGUUCCUGCAGCGUCUGGCGCGCUACGUCCGACCGCUCGAUCCCUCGGAGGAGGUGGAGGAAGAGGAGGAGGCGGAUGACGAGGAGGAAGAACUGUACAAGACGCAAACCAACGGCGUGAGCGACGAUGAGGGUGAAGACGAGGAUGAGAAACCAGGACCUUCCAAGAGAGAGGGGGAGGGGGAGGGUCAGGGGCAGGGGGAGGGGUCUGCAUCCGAGGUGAACCAAUCCAACGACUCGACGGAGCCGGCAGAAGCGGGCGCCACCAACAGCGUCGGGAAGGCGGGGUGCAGCCGAGAGGAUGCCCCGCCCCCCUCGGCAGGCGACGGCGUCGUCGACGCGGACGCAGACGUUCCGAACGCAGCCGACGGGACGCUGGCGGCCGGACGGCAGCCCUCGGACGAAGACGAGGAAGAGGAGGAGGAGGAGGAAGAUGGGGAAGAUGGGGAGGAAGAGAAGGAGCAGACCACGCCCCACAGCCCUCAGCCCAACGAGCGACUCCCCAAGAGGAAGUGCUGCCACGCCAAGCGCAGGAAGCAGCUGUUCGCCAUCCAGGCGGUGAACUCCAACGGCACCACCGAGAGGGGGAUGGGGGAAGGAGGCUGCGCCUUCUCCUUCACCUCACAACCCUACGUGGCCAUCGACUGGGAUCCUGACAUGAAGAAGAAGUAUUACAAUGAGAACGAGGCUGAGAAGUACGUGAAGCACCAGAGCAUGGAGGUGCCGCACAAGCAGACGACGGUGCAGCUGCAGCAGUGCAUAGAGCUCUUCACCACCGUGGAGACCCUGGAAGAGGAGAACCCCUGGUACUGCCCGACCUGUAAGAAGCACCAGCUGGCCACCAAGAAGCUGGACCUGUGGUCUUUGCCUGAGGUUCUCAUCAUCCAUCUCAAGCGCUUCUCCUACACCAAGUACUCCCGCGAGAAGCUGGACACCAUAGUGGACUUCCCCCUCAGGGAACUGGACUUCUCCGGCUGCCUGCUGAAGAAGACGGGGACGGACGGGGAGCCCCCGAGCCGAUACGACCUGAUCGCCGUUUCGAACCACUACGGCGGCCUCCGAGACGGACACUAUACCAGUUAUGCAAGAAACAAGGAUAACGGUCAGUGGUACUACUUUGACGACAGCAAGGUGACUUAUGCAAGAGAGGAACAAAUCAUGACCAAUGCUGCCUACCUCUUGUUCUACCAACGACAAGACAAGAUUCGCCAGCCUACCCUCCCCACCCCCCGGGACGGUUCGUCCUCUCCCUCCCAGUCUGCCAAUGAGGUCACUUCCCCUCCCCAGGACGGAGUAGAUGGAGCCACUUCCUGUGUAAACAUGGAAACGGAUUGAAGCAGCCGUCUUGUUUUUUUUUUUAAUUUUUAAUUUUAAGUUUUUUUUAUUUUGUUUUGUGUUUUUCAUUUCUAAUCCUUCCUUCCCCUUUUGUUUUUUGUAU
This is a messenger RNA of Anguilla anguilla (European eel), 3227 nucleotides long. RefSeq names its product ubiquitin specific peptidase 11 (gene usp11). The record is from RefSeq and is a predicted model, not a curated record. Bases 92 to 3124 code for a protein of 1010 amino acids. Gene Ontology annotation, molecular function: cysteine-type deubiquitinase activity. Gene Ontology annotation, biological process: protein deubiquitination. Lineage: Eukaryota; Metazoa; Chordata; Actinopteri; Anguilliformes; Anguillidae. The transcript has 21 exons.